GACGCGGACGAGCCGCACAGAUACAACAACAAACAGCCUCCGAGCGGCUGUUAGCACACUUAGCUGCACUGUUAGCUCCACAGAUAAACAAACAGCUUUGAGUCAUUUAGCUCGUGUAACUCGUAGCUACACUUUAUGUUUUACAUUAGAUUUAUUUAUGUGAGUGUGGAGCAGCACUUCACUCACAUAAUCAUGUGUUUCUAGUGUGGCUUUAGUCGGGAGAGCGUUGGCUAAGUGGCUUUAGCUCAUGUAUGCCAAGCUACAGCAAAACAGCUAGCUAGCUUAGUUGCUAGCUUGUUAGCUAGCCAACUCGCUUAACCAAGGUGGAGACCAGCAGCGGGGAGAUGCGAGGAAAGUGAGGGUUCCCCUGACGGACUAAAUGAGCAAAACUCUGGACGAUCCAACAUGAAGUUGUAUGUGUUCCAGGUCAACAAUGGCAGCACUUUGACAUUUGACACUGAUCUUGCUGUCCAAACUGUCCUAGAGCUUAAACAUGCCAUCCAAGCUAAAUAUAAGAUUGCCAUUCAACAUCAAGUCCUUGUUGUCAAUGGAGGGGAAUGUAUGGCUGGAGACCGACGCGUCUGCAGCUACAGUGCUGGCACUGAAACCAACCCCAUAUUUCUGUUCAACAAAGAGAUGAUUCUGAGUGACAGGGAUCCAACAAUUCCUAAGACGACGUUCUCGAUAGAGAGUGAGAUUCAAGUUAAAGUGGAGGAGUCUCUGUUGAUGCCAGCCGUCUUUCACACUGUUGCCUCGAGAACACAACUUGCUCUUGAAAUGUUUGAAGUUGCCAAGAAACUGUCCUCUUUCUGUGAGAGGCUGGUUCAUGAUGAACAUCUUCAACACCAAGGCUGGGCUGCAAUCAUGGCUAAUCUGGAUGACUGCACUCUGUCAUAUCAAAAGCUGCUUGUGAAAUUUGAAACUUCAUAUAUAAAUUAUCAACAGGACUUGGAGGAGAUCAAGCUAAAACUAACAAAGCUUGGGACAGCAGUCGCAGUAAUGGCCAGGAUACCACUGCUGGAAUGUUUGACGCGCCACAGUUAUAGAGAGAGCAUAGAAAAGUCCAGCUCUACACCAGACAAAUAUUCAGAAGAAACGGAAGAUGAACGAUCUACUGAGUCCGUGCUCUGUACAGUUGGAGCAAAGCAGCACGCAAAGAUGUCCACAUCCAUAUCAGCUUCUGGAACUGCAACAAGUGAAGCGACUGAAGACCAGGAAACACAUGAGAUGAAUGACAGUGGGGGCCUGAGAGCUGCAUUACUGGAUGAUGACCCCCAAGAGCUGACCAACGCAUCUGCUUUUAAUGUUACACUACUAGAUUGGAUCAAUGUGCAAGACCGACCCAAUGAUGUAGAAUCUGUUGUGAGGAAAUGCUUUGACUCCAUAAACAGGCUUGAUCCUCGCAUUAUUCAACCCUUCCUGGCAGAUUGUCGUGACACAAUUGCAAAGCUCGAUAAUCAAAACAUGAAAGCUAUCAAGGGGCUCGAAGACCGGCUGUAUGCGCUAGAUCAAAUGAUUGCAAGCUGUAAGAAACUGGUGAAUGAACAGAAAGAACUUGCUCAGGGAUUUUUGGCCAAUCAGAAGAGGGCUGAAAACCUGAAGGAUACAUCAGUUCUGCCUGAUCUGUGUCUGAGUCACACUAACCAGCUGAUGAUCAUGCUUAACAACCACAGGAAGCUGCUUGACAUAAAAAAGAAAUGCACCACUGCUAAACAGGAACUCGCAAACAACCUUCAAGUCAGACUCAAAUGGUGCUGUUAUGUCAUGCUUCAUGCAGACCAGGAUGGGGAGAAGCUCCAAGCUCUGCUCAGACUUUUGACAGAGCUGGUGGAGCGAGUGCGGGUAGUGGAAGCACUCAGCAGUGUGCCCCAGAUGUACUGCUUGGCUGUGGUUGAGGUGGUCAGGAGGAAAAUGUUUAUGCGCCACUAUAAAGAGUGGGCAUAUGCCCUUGUAAAAGAUGGGAAGCAACUGUAUGAAGCAGAGAAGUUCAAAAGGGAAACCUUUGGAAAACUGUUCAGAAAGUCUUUCCUCAGAAAUCGAUUGUUUAGAGGACUUGAUUCAUGGCCUCCAUCUUCUUUUUGUACUCACAAGCCCAGGAGAUUUGAUGAUGAACUUCCAGACAUCUCCCUUGACGACCUGCAGUACUUGAAAUCCUGCUGUCCUGUUGAGGUCCAACCUUUCCUCAUGGUUCCCACUAUGUGUGAUUUUGAGCCCCUCAAUCAACAUAUACAAACGCUCCGCCAUUUGGUUCACGCUGCACAGAGUGUGGAUGAGAUGUCCAGAACCAUUACGGACCUCCUUAGUGAACAAAGGGCAUCGUUUAGUCAGAGUGCUCAUCGAUCUACUCCCAUAACGCCACAAUCCGAAAACUUUACUGGGACCACAACUCCAGUGUCCUCCAAAACACCUCCCUCUCUCAGCAUUCAGGUCCCCAGCUGUCAGCCCCUUGAUGUCACCGUACCUGCCCCUUUGGAGGAUCUAUCCCCAGACAGCAUUGACGCUCAAACAUUUGACUUUGAGACUAUUGGUCAUCCAAAUAUGGAUCCUGUUCUGCAGCAGGGUUCUCUUGAUCUGGACUCCCUGGCAGAAAGCCCAGAAUCGGACUUUAUGUCGGCUGUGAAUGAGUUUGUAAUAGAAGAGAACCUCACCUCGCCCAACCCCAUCAGUGACCCCACAAGCCCUGAAAUGAUGGUGGAGUCACUCUAUUCCUCUGUUAUUAAUGCCAUCGACAACAGACGCAUGCAGGACACGACUCUACUUGAGAGGGAGAACGCUGAAAUCACUGCUCUUAAAGAGACUAUAGGGAAGUACAGAUGCACCGCAGAGGAGACCCAAUGCAAACUAAGAAAUGUAAAAGACGACCUGCAUCAUCUCCAAAGUCAAGUUAUAAAGGAACAGCACGACUUCAGUGUCGUUGUACAGAGCAUGGCACUGGAAGUACAUAGAAUAGCAGACACUUGCCAAACACAAGAGGAGGAGCUGAGCAUACACCAUCGAAAUGAACUUCAAACACUACAGGAAGAGCAUGAAAGGCAGAUUCAAACACUAACAGAAGAAAACUAUACAAAUCAAAACAUAGUAAAGGACAUCCAGAGAGCCAUGUUGGAGUUGGAGGGAUUACUGGAACGCAAAGAGAAGGAACUGACUCAACUUGAGAAUGAAAAGCAGCAGUGGAUCGAGAAACAGGGCAGCUACGUCGAUAAAAUCAAGAACUUGGAGCAGAUCAUGUCCGGUCAAACAGAAGAGAUCAAAACUCUGUCUGAAGCAAGAGACUCUCUGUCCAACCAGGUCGAGAAUUUGCACAUUGAGAUCGAACGCAGCCAGCAGAAGAUUUGUCAGGAGUUUGAAGUAAAAGAACAGUUCCUUUUAAAAGAACUAGAGGAAAAACUAGAGAAAGAACACGGCGCCAAACUUGAGACUCUUACCAAAGACAACCAAGACACCAUAAAGCAAAUUGAGGAAGAUAAUAGAUCCAAGUUACGUGAUGCAGAAGACCAGCACUCCACUCUGGUGAAUGAAAAAGAUCUUCAAAUUAAGGACUUGGAAGCACAUCUUGCAGAACUGGCUGAACUUCGCUGCAAAUUAGAAGUAGAGUUGGCGUUUAAGGAAUCUGAGACUGAAGAGGUAAAGCUCUUAUUGAGUGAAACUAAGACACAGCACGCAGAGUCUCUGAAGUCACAAGUCGAAGCUGAGACCAAGGUCCUUAGUAAAGAGAUAGAAGAUUUAAAAAGACAACUUCAGGCCAAAAAUGAAGAGCAUGAAGUGGGAUUGGCAGAGCUGAGGAGCCUCAUGAAGGCUGAGAAAGACUCCCGCGUCUCAGAACUGGUGAAUUCCCACGGGGAGGAGAUGAGGUUGUUACGCAGUGAAUUGUCAGCGCUGGAGCAGAAAGGCCUGGACACUGAGAGGAGCCACAGUGAGCAGCUUGAAAAACUUCAACAAGACCUGGACCAACAGCUUGCUGCUCUAAGUGAAGAGCAUCAGGCACAGUUAAUGAACGUCCAGGAACGCGAGCAGGAGCUAACGACUGUUAUCAGCAACUUACAGGCCGAAAAUGACCUGUUUGCACAAAAUAUACAGCAAAAUAGAUUAAAGGUGGAGAAUGAGGCCUGUACAGUGAAAUCACAAGAAGCCUUUAACGAACUGCAGCAGGAAAAGAAGGAAAUGGAGGAAAGACUGUUGGAUAAAAUUAGACAGUUAGAAAGAGAGCUCAGUGAAAUGCAGUCUCUAAAGAGUGAUGAAAGCCUGCCAUUAAAAACUGAAGAGCGUUCUGGUGCUGAAGGCCCACAGUCUAUGGAUUCACCUCUGAGACUGCAGCAGGAGAGGGACUCUUUACAAACACAAAUAGAACUUUUGGAAAAGAAAAAGAAUGAGGAAAUCCAGAACCUCAAGACGUCGCUCAUCGCAGAGCAGCAGACUAACUUCAACACAGUCCUGACGCGGGAGAAGCUAAGGAAGGAGCAGAUCAUCAACGAGCUUUCUGAAAAACUGAAGAAUGUUACGCAACAGCAGGAGAAAGACAAAGCUCUGAUAGAGACCCUGUCUGAAGAUCGGGCGAGCCUGAUGCAGGAGAAGAAGCAGCUGGAGGAGGAGCUGAACCGUCUGCGCAGCACAGCUUUGGUGUCGUCUGCCUUCUUCGUACCUACGACGUCAGUGCAGGAGUCCACAAACACGGGGGCAGAGGAAGCCACUGCUCUGCCCUUUGCUGGGGCCUGUUCUUCUGAGCCCAUAGGAGAGAGUGAGAGGCUGCUCUCUGUAGCUGGGAUUCCAGACGAGGACCAUGUGGAAUCAGCUGUGGAGGCCAGCAUGGUGACAGUCCAUGAUGUUUUGAUCUCAGAGGAAAAACAAAGAAUACUUCUACUUGAGCGGACCCUCCAUAUGAAGGAAGAAGAAAACAAGCGCCUCAGUCAAAGAUUGAUGUCUCAGAGCAUGUCGUCUGUUUCCUCACGACAUUCGGACAAGAUCGCCAUCAGAGAUUUCCAGGUUGGAGAUCUGGUUCUGAUUAUUUUGGAUGAAAGGCAUGACAACUACGUGCUGUUCACUGUGGGUCCAACCCUGUAUUUCCUCCACUCAGAGUCUCUCACCGCUCUGGACCUUAAACCAGCAUCAGGGACUUCACGACGACCAUGGGUGCUUGGAAAGGUGAUGGAGAAGGAAUAUUGUCAAGCCAAAAAGGCGCAGAACAGAUUCAAAGUUCCUUUAGGAACAAAGUUCUACAGAGUGAAGGCUGUUCCUUGGAACAGGAAAGUUUAAAGCCACAGACUGAGUUCAAAUGUAUAUUUAUAUUGCUUACUCUUUUGAACUGAAGCAUCACAUUAUAAUUCAUAACUGACAAACUGAAAGACCUUAAACAGAACUAUGAACAUAAUUAUUUUUUAAUUUUCACUUUAAAUCCUACUGCAACAUGUUUGCUUUAUUUUAAACAGAUUUGCUCUUGUGGACCAAAUGCUAUUAACUGUGUGAGGCCUGGUCCCACACUGUGGCAUUAUGCCAUGAACCUGUGUAAAACCAACUACAUUUGGAUGUUAAAUAUUAGUUUUCUUUUCCAGCAUUUGUCCGUUUGUGGAGUCAUUAUGAACUGAAAUAACAGAUGCAUUUAUUCUAAAUGUUUAUGGAGGAAUGUUCAUGGCAUGCAUAGAUAUUUUCUUUGAUCAAGGUAAAUGUUGUAGUUUGAAAUGUACUUAAAGUUGUAUGGGCUCUGUUAAUACUCAUGUACAUUAUGGCUGGUGACAGUCAUCUUUGCAAUCCUCAAAAUGCACUUUCAGAACAAUGCUUUUGAUUUGAAAAGGGAAGUUAAUGAGCUGUCAGAACUGAGUAAAUAUAUCAGCACAAACUUCUCUGUUAUAGAUCGAAAUGUAGAAACGUGGCUGUGUUUCAUUAACGGACGACAGUGUAUAUUAUUCAUUAAAUCACAUAACAGGAAACAACGGUAUUAUAAAAGAAGAAGAGUUUUCAAACAAUAAAGGAUUGAACCCAAUCAAAUAUAAA
Messenger RNA from Periophthalmus magnuspinnatus, 5985 nucleotides. RefSeq names its product RB1-inducible coiled-coil 1 (gene rb1cc1). Gene Ontology annotation, molecular function: protein kinase binding; molecular adaptor activity. Gene Ontology annotation, biological process: autophagy of mitochondrion; piecemeal microautophagy of the nucleus; glycophagy. The transcript is spliced from 23 exons. The record is from RefSeq and is a predicted model, not a curated record. NCBI's taxonomy places the organism in Eukaryota, Metazoa, Chordata, Actinopteri, Gobiiformes, Gobiidae. Gene Ontology annotation, cellular component: phagophore assembly site membrane; extrinsic component of membrane; Atg1/ULK1 kinase complex. Bases 406 to 5250 code for a protein of 1614 amino acids.